Messenger RNA from Phytophthora infestans T30-4, 462 nucleotides. RefSeq lists its product as uncharacterized. Lineage: Eukaryota; Oomycota; Peronosporomycetes; Peronosporales; Peronosporaceae. The transcript has a single exon. Bases 1 to 462 code for a protein of 153 amino acids. The record is from RefSeq and is a predicted model, not a curated record.
AUGUACGAGUACCUUCGCGACAAACUUGACGGAUUUAUUACUUUUACUGACCUUGAUGCGCCCCCAAGCGUAGAUCAAGUUUGUAGGACCCCGAUGAGCUCAAAUAAACCUGAACUUGUUAUCAUUGAUGACUACAGCAGCGACAAACUACUUCAGAAGAAUCUGUUUUCUCACUACUUUACUCGUGGCUGCCAUUUCAAAUUGAGUACCUUUUUCCUUAGUCAUAGCUACUUCGCCACUGACAACAUGAUUAUAUUGAAUGCAGAGUAUGUAUCUAUUCUAAAAGCUAAUUCCAAGCGUGAUUUGGUCAUGGUUGUGAAGGACUUCAAUAUACCGGGGGCUGAUGAACGUAGUAUCGUAUACUACUACAACAAAGCCACGGAAAGUAAAUUAUUUGUGGAUUCGGUUAAAGGUCAGCUUCGGUACAGCUUCGAUCGCCCUAUUACAAUCCUUUCGGAAUAA